This is a messenger RNA of Prunus dulcis (almond), 918 nucleotides long. RefSeq lists its product as uncharacterized. The transcript has 2 exons. Bases 1 to 918 code for a protein of 305 amino acids. NCBI's taxonomy places the organism in Eukaryota, Viridiplantae, Streptophyta, Magnoliopsida, Rosales, Rosaceae. The record is from RefSeq and is a predicted model, not a curated record. Gene Ontology annotation, molecular function: zinc ion binding; nucleic acid binding.
AUGAUUGUUGUGCUCAUGAAGGACGCGAAGGCUCUGGGCAUUAUACAAAACGCAGUUUCUGACCAGAUCUUUCCGCAGAUUGCCAACGCUGACUCAGUUAAAAUGGCAUGGGAUCUGCUCUAUAGUGAGUACCACGGUGGUGAUCAGGAGGUUAUUGCAAUACUGAAGAGCCAAGAGCAACGUUUUGACAUGCAUUGUGUGGACAUAGCUGAGAAGGCAUUUAGCUCUUUCUCAGUCAAUACAAAAGGGCAGAACAAGAAUAGUACACAAAUUGGUUCUGCUAAGUCUAAGAACAAUUGGAAGCCUAACAACAAACCAUGGGAGUCUAGACCUAAGCCACAACAAGUUGGAGCUGCACAGAGCUCAAAUGGAUCACAAUAUGUGCAUCAAGAUGGAGUGAAGCCUCAAUGCAAAGUAUGCUCUAAAUUUCAUUUUAGAGAAUGUCGAUAUAAGGGUCAAUCUAAGUGCUAUAAGUGUGAUAGAUUUGGACAUUGGGCUAGGGACUGUACUGCAAACAAAGGAGUGCAGAAAGCAAAUAAUGCAAGCCAAGUAGAAGUAAGAGGAAAUUUGUUUUAUGCAAACUGUGCAAUUUCAGAGAAGAGUGCAAAUGGAGAGUGGUAUGUAGGCAGUGGUUGCAUUAACCAUAUGACUGGGAACAAGGAGCUGUUAAUUGACAUAAAUACUAGUGUAACAGGAAAGGUGCAAAUGCCAUCCGGGGAGAUUGUAGGUAUAGCUGGUAUAGGUACCUUAGUACUUGACACAAACUCUGGUACAAAGUAUAUCAGAGAAGUCAUGUAUUUGCCUGGUUUGAAAGAAAAUCUGUUGAGUGUGGGCCAAAUGGAUGAACAUAUCAUUUGGUGUUUGGAAGCAACAUGUGCAGUAUCUAUGAUGGUUCUUCACUGGAGAAUCUCAUCAUGA